CGGAGAGACCUCGGACGGACCCUGGCCCCGGAUAGACCUCAGUCCCGGGCAGACCGCAGGCACACGGCGGCCCGUUCCCAGCUCCGGAGACCUCGGACGGACCCCGGCCCGGCAGGCGGGCGGGCGGGCGGGGGCCGAGGGCGCCCCCGAAGGCGGGGGCAUGCGCGGCCCGCGGCAUGGCCUCGGCGGUGUUUGAGGGCACCUCGCUCGUGAACAUGUUCGUGCGCGGCUGCUGGGUGAACGGCAUCCGCAGGCUCAUCGUCAGCCGGCGCGGCGACGAAGAGGAGUUCUUCGAGAUCCGCACCGAGUGGUCGGACCGCAGCGUGCUCUACCUGCACCGCAGCUUCGCAGACCUGGGCCGCCUCUGGCAGCGCCUCCGCGACGCCUUUCCCGAGGACCGGCCAGAGCUAGCGCGCGCUCCGCUGCGGCAAGGGCUGGUUGCCAUAAAGGAUGCACACGAUAUAGAGACCAGGCUCAAUGAAGUGGAGAAGUUGCUAAAGACCAUCAUAAGCAUGCCCUGCAAAUAUUCUAGGUCAGAAGUUGUGCUCACCUUCUUUGAAAGAUCUCCUUUGGAUCAGGUGUUAAAAAAUGACAAUGUCCAUAAAAUUCAACCCAGCUUUCAAAGCCCGGUGAAAAUAUCAGAAAUCAUGAGGUCCAAUGGAUUUUGCUUAGCAAAUACAGAAACAAUUGUUAUUGACCACAGUAUACCAAACGGAAAAGACCAACACCUGGGUGUGGAUCCCGCAGAGCAUUUGUUUGAGAACGGCAGUGAGUUUACCUCAGAGCUGGAGGAUGGCGAUGACCCAGCAGCUUAUGUCACCAACCUAUCCUAUUACCACCUGGUCCCCUUCGAGACGGACAUUUUGGACUGAGUCUCUGUUGGGCCCCCACCGUCCCUCAACCCUGACUGCUGGGCAGUGGGCAAAGCCUCUGCCCCAGGCCUGGGCCAGGUGGUGCUUCUGCGGGGGACGGUGCCUGAGAGGCCCAGGUGUCCUGCCAGUGGAGCAGUGGAGUUUCCUGGAGCGAGAGCUGACCCUUAGGUCAGCCAGGUCAUCAGAGUCCCACACAGCCUGCUGCUUCUGAGGGCUCUUCCCUCUGCACCCGACACUACCAGCCUGUGUCUGCACCCCUGGGACUCGCUCCCCACCCCCGUGUGGGAGACCUGUCACAAGUGCCUGCAGGACAUGUGGGUGCCCUGGCAGCACCCAGGGCCUGGCCACGUUCCUCCUUUCUCUUUGACUGCUUCCUGGAGAGGAGCCUUCCUCUGGGUGCAGUGGGCCCAGGGCCGCACAGCCACCAUCCCUCCCCACCAUUCCUUCUCUCGACAAGCGCACAAAACAUUGCCUGUGAGACUGUGUUGGGUUGCCAAGUUCUGGACGACAUACGCAGGGAAUGUUAGGUAAUCCCGGAUUUCCCUGGGAACCAGGAUGUGUGGCUUUCAUUUCUGUUUUUCACCUUCUAUCUGGAAACUGUGGGUUUUGUGUCAGCCAAAGGGCCUCUUCACAGAAGGGUCAUUGUGAAUGGCGCGUAUUGGCUGCGGGGACAGGGGAGACCAUUGCCGAGCAGGUGCCGUGAGCGGGGACUGAGGAGUAUUGAUUCUUCUCAAGAGGAAGAGAGUUCCUGCCUGGUCCUGCCAGCACCUCUUCAGCUGGGCAGCGUGGGGUAGCAGUGUUCUAAGCCCUGGACCACGGGAAAUUCACCUCUCCUGCUGCUUACCAAGCUCAAUGAUGUCAUGGCCAUAUUGACCUGCAGCGGGGAAUCAACAGGAAAGCACUGCAUCUCCUCUUAGCCCCUGAGCAGGUGGGUCUGGGUUCUGUGUGCUUAUCUCCUCAUGGUGUCUACUAAUGACCAACGUUUGCUAAUGUAAAUACUAGUAAAUUAUUGAGAAUCCUAAUUCUUUUACACAGUCUGUUUUUUAAUCUAUUUUAAUUAAAUAAAGUGUAUUACUCUACUCA
Hyaena hyaena (striped hyena) is the source of this 1955-nucleotide messenger RNA. It is a transcript of the gene PXDC1, whose product is annotated as PX domain containing 1. Gene Ontology annotation, molecular function: phosphatidylinositol binding. Lineage: Eukaryota; Metazoa; Chordata; Mammalia; Carnivora; Hyaenidae. Bases 177 to 872 code for a protein of 231 amino acids. The record is from RefSeq and is a predicted model, not a curated record. The transcript is spliced from 5 exons.